AUGGCGUUGGAGGAUCAAUAUUUUGACGAUUCCUCCAAUAACAAUAAUAAUAAUAAUAAUAAUGAAGAGGAUCCACAAUCACCUCCAACCAGCAAUAUUGACUUGGAAAAGUCAACCAUUGAAUUCAAGUCAAUGGCUGCUGCAUUGGAGAAUGAAUCCCAACAAUACCGUUUAGAUGAAGACAAGCAAGAUCUCGAAGGUCGUGCAGCAGAGACGGAAGAGGAUUUCAAACUCCGAGAGUUUUUUGAAGAUUCUCAACGUAUGGCUCUUGCCAAUGGUGGUAAAGCUAAAAAGAUGGGUGUCAGUGUUAGAAAUUUAACUGUUGUAGGAAAAGGUGCUGAUGCUUCAAUUAUUAGUGAUAUGUUAUCACCAUUAAAAUUCUUAUUUAAUCCAUUUAGUUGGAAAAAGAAUAAUGGUACAACAUUUGAUAUUUUACAUAAUGUAAAUACAUUUUGUAGAGAUGGUGAAAUGUUAUUAGUUUUGGGUCGUCCAGGAGCAGGAUGUAGUACAUUACUUAGAGUUAUUGCCAAUCAAACUGAUACCUAUGUAGAAGUACGUGGUACUGUUAGUUAUGGUGGUUUGGAUUCAUCUAAAUGGUCAAGAUACCGUGGUGAAGCCAUUUAUGCUCCAGAAGAAGAUUGUCAUCAUCCAACUCUUACACUUAAACAGACAUUGGACUUUGCACUCAAGUGCAAGACUCCAGGUAACCGUUUGCCAGACGAGACCAAGCGUAGUUUCCGUGAAAAGAUUUACACCUUGUUGGUCAAUAUGUUUGGUAUCAUUCAUCAAUCCAAUACGAUGGUUGGUAACGAGUAUGUCCGUGGUUUGUCUGGUGGUGAACGUAAGCGUACCACUAUUACCGAAGCUAUGGUCUCUGCCGCCCCCAUCAACUGUUGGGAUUGUUCAACUCGUGGUCUCGAUGCUGCCUCUGCACUCGACUAUGCAAAGUCUCUUCGUAUCAUGUCUGACACUUUGAACAAGACCACCAUUGCCACCUUUUACCAAGCUUCCGAUUCUAUCUACCGUAUCUUUGACAAGGUAAUGGUACUCGAAAAGGGUAGAUGUAUCUAUUUCGGUCCAAUCAAUGAGGCCAAGCAAUAUUUCCUCGACCUCGGUUUUGACUGCGAACCAAGAAAGUCUACUCCCGAUUUCUUGACUGGUGUCACCAAUCCACAAGAACGUAUCAUUCGUCCAGGUUUUGAAAACACUGCUCCUCAAACAUCUGCCGAGUUUGAAGCUGCCUGGUUACGUUCCGAGAACCAUACCCGUAUCAUGGCCGCCCAAGACGAGUUUGACAAGUCUAUCGAACAAGACCAACCACAUUUGGUAUUUGCCGAACAAGUCAAAGCCGAGAAAAGUAAAACCACCCCCAAGAGCAGACCAUACACUACAUCUUUUAUUACUCAAGUUCGUGCUCUUACCAUUCGUCAUUUCCAAUUGAUUUGGGGUAACAAAUUCUCUCUUAUUUCUCGUUAUGGAUCAGUCUUUAUACAAGCAUUUGUCUAUGGAUCUGUCUUUUUCCAACAACCAAAGGAUCUUUCUGGUCUCUUUACUCGUGGUGGUGCCAUUUUUGGUUCACUCCUUUUCAACGCAUUCCUUACCCAAGGUGAGUUGGUCCUUACCUUUAUGGGCCGUCGUAUCCUCCAAAAACACAAGACCUAUGCCAUGUAUCGUCCGUCGGCGUUCCUCAUUGCGCAAGUCAUUACCGAUAUUCCACUAAUCUUUUUCCAAGUGACACUCUUUUCCAUCAUUGCCUACUUUAUGUUUGGAUUCCAGUAUCGUGCAGACUCUUUCUUUAUCUGGAUCUUUACCAUGGUUGGUAUGACUCUUUGUAUCACCAACUUGUUCCGUGGUUUUGGUAAUUUCUCACCAUCGCUCUAUGUCUCGCAAAACGUCAUGUCUAUCUACUUGCUCUUCAUGUUGACCUAUGCCGGUUACAUUGUUCCCUACCCCAAGAUGCAUCCAUGGUUCCAAUGGUUCUUUUGGAUCAAUCCAUUUGCCUAUGCAUUCAAAGCAUUGAUGGCCAAUGAAUUUAUGAACAAUGACUUUGACUGCUCGACCUCUGCCAUCCCAUACGGUCCAUCCUAUGCUGCCUAUGGUGCCAAUCGUAUUUGUGCCGCCCCAGGUGCCAUCCAAGGUAAUCUCACUCUGCCAGGAGAAACAUAUCUCAGUGAGGACCUCGACUUUAAGACCUCGGACCGUGCCCUCAACGUCUGUGUCGUCUAUUUGUGGUGGUUGUUCUUUACCGCUCUCAACAUGGUUGCCUUGGAAUUCUUGGAUUGGACCAGUGGAGGUUACACUCAAAAGGUCUACAAGAAGGGUAAAGCUCCCAAGAUUAACGAUUCCGAAGAAGAAAAGCUCCAAAACAAGAUUGUCCUCGAAGCCACUGAAAACAUGAAAAACACUCUCGAAAUGCGUGGUGGUGUAUUCACAUGGCAACACAUCAAAUACACUGUCCCCGUUCCAGGUGGUACCCGUCUCUUGUUGGACGACAUUGAAGGUUGGAUCAAACCAGGUCAAAUGACUGCCUUGAUGGGUAGUUCUGGUGCCGGUAAAACCACUCUCCUCGAUGUCCUCGCCAAGAGAAAGACUGUUGGUACCAUUGAAGGUGUUGCCCAUCUCAAUGGCAAACCUCUCGGAAUUGAUUUCGAACGUAUCACUGGUUAUGUCGAACAAAUGGAUGUAUUCAAUCCCAAUUUAACCGUCCGUGAAGCUCUCCGUUUCUCUGCCAAGAUGCGUCAAGAUCCUUCCAUCCCACUCUCUGAAAAGUUCAAAUACGUAGAGGAUGUCUUGGAAAUGAUGGAAAUGAAACAUCUUGGUGAUGCUCUUGUCGGUGACCUCGAAUCUGGUGUUGGUAUCUCUGUUGAAGAACGUAAACGUCUUACCAUUGGUACUGAACUUGUUGCCAAACCUCAUAUCCUUUUCCUUGAUGAACCAACUAGUGGUCUUGAUGCACAAUCAUCAUAUAAUAUUAUUAAAUUUAUUCGUAAACUUGCAGAUGCUGGUAUGCCAUUGGUUUGUACCAUUCAUCAACCAUCAUCUGUAUUGUUUGAAUAUUUUGAUCGUUUGUUAUUACUCGCCAAGGGAGGGAAGACUGUUUACUUUGGUGAUAUUGGAGAAAAGUCAUCUGCAUUGACUGGUUACUUUGUACGUCAUGGUGUCCGUCCAUGUACCGAUGCUGAAAACCCAGCCGAGUACAUUCUCGAAGCUAUCGGUGCUGGUGUCCAUGGCAAGUCUGAUGUUGACUGGCCCGCCGCUUGGAAGGCAUCUGCCGAAUGUGCCUCUGUCACUGCCGAAUUGCAACAAAUCGAAAGUCACCCAGUCGCUGACCACUCUGACGACAAGCCACCAAGAGAAUUUGCCACCUCACUCCCAUACCAAUUCUGGGAAGUCUACAAACGUAUGAACAUUAUCUGGUGGAGAGAUCCAUUCUACUCUUUUGGUCGUUGGGUCCAAGGUAUCCUCGUCGGUCUCAUUAUUGGUUUUACAUUUUGGAAUGUCCAAGACUCUUCAUCAGACAUGAACCAAAGAAUUUUCUUUGUCUUUCAAGCUCUCAUUCUUGGUAUCCUCAUGAUCUUUAUUGCUCUCCCCCAACUAUUUGCCCAAAGAGAAUAUUUCAGACGUGACUAUGCCUCAAAAUUCUAUCAUUGGAUUCCAUUUUCAAUUUCCAUCGUCCUGGUCGAACUCCCAUACCUCAUCGUUUGUGGAACCCUCUUCUUUGUCUGCUCCUACUGGACUGCUGGUAUUGACUUUAACGCUAACACUGGAGGCUACUUUUACAUCAUGUUUAUCAUUUACCUAUUCUUUUGCGUGUCCUUUGGUCAAGCUGUCGGUGCCAUUUGUGCAAACAUGUUCAUGGCCAAGUUUAUCAUUCCUCUCUUGAUGGUCUUCCUCUUCCUUUUUUGUGGUGUUAUGGUGAGUCCGUCAGCUAUGCCUACGUUCUGGAGAGGAUGGGUCUACCAUCUCAUGCCCACCCGUUACUUUAUGGAAGGUGUCAUCACAAAUGUUCUCAAGGAUGUAACUGUCACUUGCUCAGACCAAGAUCUCGUGGUAUUCUCUCCACCAUCUGGUAUGGACUGCGACACUUACACUGCAGACUUCCAACAGUAUGCUACUGGUAACGUUCAAUCUCUCGACAAUGGCCAGUGUGGAUAUUGUAUCUACAAAAACGGAAAAGAAUAUUAUUCCACUUUGGAUUGGUCCGAAGAAAAUAGAGGUAGAAAUCUUGGUAUUUUAAUCUGUUAUUGGAUCUUUAACAUCUUCUUGGUCUCUGCCUUCAUCUAUCUCUCAAGAAAACCAACUAGAUAA
Messenger RNA from Cavenderia fasciculata, 4308 nucleotides. RefSeq lists its product as uncharacterized. Gene Ontology annotation, biological process: sorocarp morphogenesis; transmembrane transport; aggregation involved in sorocarp development. Gene Ontology annotation, cellular component: membrane. NCBI's taxonomy places the organism in Eukaryota, Evosea, Eumycetozoa, Acytosteliales, Cavenderiaceae. The record is from RefSeq and is a predicted model, not a curated record. The coding region runs from base 1 to 4308 and encodes 1435 amino acids. The transcript has 4 exons. Gene Ontology annotation, molecular function: ATP hydrolysis activity; ATP binding; ABC-type transporter activity.